CCUGAGCUAAGCUGAGCAGCCUGCCAGAGAAGAGAGAGAAUUAAUUAAUCUAUUUAUUCAACUUGUAUUGUACCAGUUGAAUCUGAGAUUUACAGUAAAGAUGGUGACCUGUGGAACUCUGGUGAAGAUCUGGACAGCAGCAAUCGUCAUAGCAAUGCUGGUCUGGACAGGGACAGUAGAUGGAGAGAAGCUGUCGUCGUGCUGUAAGACAGUGACCAGGAGCGAAGUGACCGAUCCAAUCACAGGCUACUGGACUCAGGCCUAUAACGCUCCCUGUGUACGGGCUGUCAUCUUUGAGACGAAGAAGGGUCUGAUCUGUUGUCACUAUAAACAACCCUGGGUACGCCGCAAGAUUCAACAGUUUGAAAUGGCCCGCAGGAGCUCAACAUCUCCCUCUCUCACCUCCUCCCCUACCACUACCUCCUUACCUUCCUCUCCUCCUUCAGUCAACUUCUCUCCCCUCUCUCUCACUUCCACCCUUAGGUCUUUACCCUCCUCUCCUCCUCUCUCCUCCUCUACCAACUCUCUCACCUCCACCUCUACCUUCUUACCCUCCUCUCCUCCUCUCUCCUCCUCUACCAACUCUCUCACUUCCACCCUUAGGUCUUUACCCUCCUCUCCUCCUCUCUCCUCCUCUACCAACUCUCUCACUUCCACCCUUAGGUCUUUAGCCUCCUCUCCUCCUCUCUCCUCCUCUACCAACUCUCUCACCUCCACCUCUACCUUCUUACCCUCCUCUCCUCCUCUCUCCUCCUCUACCAACUCUCUCACUUCCACCCUUAGGUCUUUACCCUCCUCUCCUCCUCUCUCCUCCUCUACCAACUCUCUCACCUCCACCUCUACCUUCUUACCCUCCUCUCCUCCUCUCUCCUCUUCUACCAACUCUCUCACCUCCACCUCUACCUUCCUACCCUCCUCUCCUCCUCUCUCCUCCUCUUCCAACUCUUUCACCUCCACCUCUACCUUCUUACCCUCCUCUCCUCCUCUCUCCUCCUCUACCAACUCUCUCACCUCCACCUCUACCUUCUUACCCUCCUCUCCUCCUCUCUCCUCCUCUACAAACUCUCUCACCUCCACCUCUACCUUCUUACCCUCCUCUCCUCCUCUCUCCUCCUCUACCAACUCUCUCACCUCCACUUCCACAUAUACCUUCCUACCCUCCUCUCCUCCUCUCUCCUCCUCUUCCAACUCUCUCACCUCCACCUCUACCUUCUUACCCUCCUCUCCUCCUCUCUCCUCUUCUACCAACUCUCUCACCUCCACCUCUACCUUCCUACCCUCCUCUCCUCCUCUCUCCUCCUCUUCCAACUCUUUCACCUCCACCUCUACCUUCUUACCCUCCUCUCCUCCUCUCUCCUCCUCUACCAACUCUCUCACCUCCACCUCUACCUUCUUACCCUCCUCUCCUCCUCUCUCCUCCUCUACAAACUCUCUCACCUCCACCUCUACCUUCUUCCCCUCCUCUCCUCCUCUCUCCUCCUCUACCAACUCUCUCACCUCCACUUCCACAUAUACCUUCCUACCCUCCUCUCCUCCUCUCUCCUCCUCUUCCAACUCUCUCACCUCCACCUCUACCUUCUUACCCUCCUCUCCUCCUCUCUCCUCCUCUACCAACUCUCUCACUUCCACCUCUACCUUCCUACCCUCCUCUCCUCCUCUCUCCUCCUCUUCCAACUCUCUCACCUCCACCUCCACCUUCUUACCCUCUUCUCCUCCAUCUCUCUCCUCCUCUCCUCUGUCUGUUUCCUCCUCUCUUCACUCGCUCUUCUCCUCUCUUUUCCCUGCUUCCCCCUCUUCUCCCUCCGUAACGUCCUCUCCCUCCUAUCUCCUCUCCUCUCUUUUCCCUGCCUCCUCCUCUCCUCCCUCUCUCACUUCCUCUCCUACAUCUCUUUCCUCCUCCCCUCAUCGGGAAUCAACCGAGAAUGCCUUAACUCAGCAGUCAACAGCCAACCAAUAGAAUCAUUGCCAAUGGCUGAAGUUCCACUAAAGUUCCACUUCUUCAUAUCUAAAAAAACAGACUUCCAAUUUGCAUAUUACACUCAGAUUUGAUAUAUUUUUAGUUAUUAUUUAAUUCAGUUGUCAUCAUUAUUUAUGAAAUAUCUUCAAGGCCAGUGUCUCGUGUAUUUAUUAGUUAAUUUCUUCAAGUAGUUAUGAUGACUUUUAGUUAUUCAUUAUGCCAAUGAGUUCUUAAUGUUAUUUAACACAUGUAUUUAUUAAGUACUUAUACAUUUAAUUGGUUUCUUUUUGAUCAAUCAAUGUUAUUUUAAGAAAUGUUUGUAAGAGCAAUUUCCUUUUCUACUUAUUUAUUCAACAAUAAUGAGUUGUAACAUCAGAAAAUUGAUGAAACUGAAAUAGAAAAUAAAAUGAUGGAACUAUUA
Messenger RNA from Salvelinus fontinalis (brook trout), 2378 nucleotides. RefSeq names its product mucin-2-like. Gene Ontology annotation, cellular component: extracellular region. The record is from RefSeq and is a predicted model, not a curated record. Gene Ontology annotation, molecular function: chemokine activity. The transcript is spliced from 4 exons. The coding region runs from base 101 to 1957 and encodes 618 amino acids. NCBI's taxonomy places the organism in Eukaryota, Metazoa, Chordata, Actinopteri, Salmoniformes, Salmonidae. Gene Ontology annotation, biological process: immune response.